AUGGCCACAGCUGCCGUAACCCUCCCCGGUGGCGCCGGCGCAUCGGGCGUGAUCCCAUGCCCACUGCCCGCGACGGUGGAAGAUGCCAUUCGCGCUGCGCAAAAGAUGCAGCCAGGUGGCUGGGAGAAUGCCGUGCUUUCCCAGGGUGUCCAACAUUUAAAACCAGGCACUACCCUGGAAGCUGCUGCGUAUACCUUGGUGAGCUACGAUACCUUAGGCAGCCGUGCGAUCAACGUCCCACAAACGGAAUGCCGUGGUAUCAACUUGAAGCAGCUGUCGCAGCUGGUGGAUUUCAUCCGUGACCAUGCGCACCUCUGGAUGGAGACGUACUCUGGCAGCCCAAACUUUGAACAGCCGUUGGAGCUGCAGACCUUCAACCUCUACCACACAUCUCAUUGGGUCAUAAAGCCAGCCACCCUGCGGUACAGGUGCAGCUUCGUGGAGCUCGUUGCCAAAGACGCAGAAACGCAGUUCCCGUGUUGGUUUGUAAGUCAUGCGUGGCAAGAAGCCGUGUGUCGCUUUGUUGCUUGCCUGCGCCAGCACGCGGAACUGCGGAAUGCCGUGGGACUAGCAUACUGGGUCUGUGCGUACGCAAAUAAUCAACACAAGCUGCAGGAGGAGAUCUCGGCCAACCCACGUGGGACGUCCUUCUACAAGGCCAUGAAACUGGCCGUUGGGGUCGUGCUGAUCUUGGACCGGGAUGUUGAAGAGCGGAACACCGGGACGCCACUGCUGCUGGAUGUGGCCGCCACCGACGCCUCCAAUCAGGCUCACGUGAUCACUGAUGGUCUGGCAGCCCCAGAGGCGCGUUUGAUGCCGCUGCUGGGCUUUUUGACGAAGGCCUUGCGCGAAGCGAACUUUCCCACGUUGCUCGCGCAGAAGGGUCUCAGCGUCGACAUCUCAAAGGCUGACGCCAGCAAAGCAGAGGACAAGAUCCGUAUCCUCAAUUGCAUCAGACUGCCGCAAGCAAGGACGAAGGCCAGGAACAAGGCCCUGGCAGCGCAUUUUGCCAUCGCUUCCUGGUUUGGUGCCGUUACGCAGGGGCACGACACCAGCAACCUUCGGAGAGCCCUGGCGGCCGACAGCUCACGGCAUAUGGUGGAGUUGUCCUUCACAGGCUGCCGUGGCUUUGGGGAUGACUCGCUGCAGCAGCUGCUGAAUCACUUGCCGAGGAAACUUCGUCUGCUCCGCUUGGAUCUGGCCUUUAGCGGGGUUCAAUCAUGGAACUUCCAGAAGGAGAUGCCUCCACUGGAGCAGCUCACCCUGCGCUUCACGGGCUCCAGGUUGGCAGAUGCGUCCGGCUUGGCACAGAUGCUCGACACAGAGCAGUGCCUCGCAGGGUCGCUGAAAUCUUUACAGCUGUGGUUUUCCAACCUUCCGUCCUUGGUGGAGCUGGGCUCAUGGGAGCCGCUCACAAAACUGCACCUGGAAGAGUUGGUCUUACAGCUGAAGCGCUGUGGCCAAGUUCCUCCUGAAGCAAAGCAGUCGUUGUAUGCGUGCGUCCAACAACUGAAGAGAGCUAGGGAGUUGCUGAACCUUCCUGGUCAUGGUCUUGGUCUGGAGGUGGAGCUGGCUGGUAGCAAGGCCGUGGACUACGUAGAUUUUGACGACGCCAUUGACGACUGUGGAGGGCGAGCUUGGCGAUGGGCCGAACUCAGCUUACUUUUUACAAUGCAGGCUGCUGCUGAAAUUCAGCAGCGGACGACCCUUGCCGUGAUCCUGCUGUCGCUGUACCCUGUUGCCUGCUUGUCACUGGAAGAGUCUUUGGGAGUUCCAUGGGCUGUGAUCUGCACUUUGCUCUCCGUGAUAGUGCUGAGUAGCAUUGUGACUACGAGCAUUCGCUUUGACACCGUGAGAACGCAAAUUCUGCAGGAAGCGGUGGCAACAGAAGCAAGUUACUCCCAGGUGCUUCAGCUGCCAGAGGCUCAGAACGUCAUUGGGGUGCCUUGGCUGCCAAGCCAUGCGGGCAACAUGCUCCGGGUUCCCACAAUGGACUGCGGCUAUGCAGAUCCUCGAGACCUACGUCAACAAAGCGAAGAUUUGAGAGCCAUGAAUGUGGCGCUGCCGGACGCUAGAUUGAAGCUGAAGCUGCUGACCAGUUUGAGCGACGAAGAGAAGCGAAGCCCGCAACAAGUUCUGGACGCGCUUCGAUUUGAAUUGAUGUGCGAAAACAUGCAAUCCGUUCAGGAAGCAUUCAAGGGCCUCAAGGACCGCCUUGCGAGCGAAGAAAUGGUCGCUUUGGGUGUGCGGAUCGCUGCUGUCCGGGACACCUUUGCCGAGAUGAGCGGGGCUGCCAGCGGCCAAAAAUGCUGUCAGGUAGUUCUGCAGGUGGAAGAUUACUAUUCCUCCGUGUUUCUCAUGGAUGUCACUCUGACCAGGCUCGAGAAUCAGCUGAGCGAUUUGACCAAGUUGGCGGACAAUUUUGGGCUGUUGGAUGACGUGAAAUCAAAAUGGGAGACUUCACUGAGGCUUUGCAAUGAUGCAUCCAGUGUCGGGCCUUUGACCAUGGCAGGGACCAUUUUCUUGCAGAUUGUGGCGUUGGUCGUGUCCUUUUUCAUGGCCGUCCAAUAUUUCCUCCGUUACGCUCCCAGGAUCCGUUCUCGUCUGUCCGACUUCCUUCUGGAUGCCUUGCUGCUGGACACCGAGGAGUCCAAUGAGACGUUCUUGGAGGCCGCAUUUCUGGCCCUGCCCUACUUGGUCCUGGUUCUGGUGUUCCUGUUACAGCUGUUGUGCCGAAAUACGAGUCGGAAGAGGCCACGACCCACGGAGGUGCUUUAUGAAAAGUAUUUUGGGUUGCGCGGAGCUUACUACCCCUUCAAGGUGGCGAUCUUCCAAUGCUUCACCGUUGCGGUGCAGGCCUUGGGAAAGAUCUCCUUGUUGGGCGGCCUCGUUACCUUCGCCCAAGAAGAACAAGACGUGAAUGCCAUUCUUUGGCUUAGUGUCGGCUUCUGGGCUUUCUUUGCCCUACUCUGUUGGAACAGUCUCUAUCCCGCCUUUCUUCUGAUGUUCCCUGACGCUGCCUGGGCUCGAAUUGGAGCAGCAUUUAUGGAUGCUGCUUUGGACCUUGGCUACAUCUUGACCUACCUGGGUAUGGUUUUGGUGGCCAUGCUGCGAUUGCAGACAGCCUCCGAAGGCUGGGGAAAUUUUGGCGAGGACUUGACGUUGCAAUUCAGCAAUCGUAUCAGCCCCGUGUUCGCCUUUCCCACUGACUUUCUGGGCUAUGGCGCCGUGUAUUUCAACCUAGCACACGCAUGCUGCAUUGCACACAUUUUGCAGCACACCAAUUGGAGCUUGCCAGUGCGACCCAGGGGCGAGCGCCAAAAACGGAGAUACCUUCCAACACUAUUUGGGUGCUCCCUUUCCAUUGGGCUCCUUUCGGUGCUGGUGAUUCUCCUUGUGACGCAGGACGUUUUUCCAAUGAACCAUGGACAGGAUUUCACGUGUUUUCCGUGCCGUUGCUCUGACAAUGCUGACUCAGCUGGCCAACAGAUUGACAGCUGCACCCUUGCAGCCGUCCUCAGACAGAAGCAGGUGCACCUUGCUGCGAAGAACAUCACGGCCGUGGACCCAAAGGCUUUCAGCUCACUUGGACAUGUGCAGCGCCUGUCAUUGGCGAACAACAGCUUGAUCCAUCUGCCUCCGGGCCUCUUCGAAGGUCUAUCAUCUUUGGAGCAGUUGGACUUGACCCGAGUUGAGCUGGCAACACUUCACGAAGAUUCCUUUCGGGGCUUGGAGCAGCUGAAACUAUUGGCGAUGAGCGACAACCAGCUCACCGAGCUCUCGGCUGCGAUGCUGCAACAUUUGCCGCUGUUGGAGCAGCUUCUCUUGGGCGGCAAGCGGGACAGGCAAAACAGAGUUAUCGUGAAGGGCAAUCGCAUCCAGGAGCUUGGAACCAUCUUCGGACACAACGAACAGCUGCAGGUGAUCGACUUCAGCGGCAACAAGCUCCAGAAGAUUGACCCGGCUACCUUUGCAGGACCAAAGAAGCUCCGAUGGCUGAGUUUGAAAUCAAACCAGUUGACGACACUUUCUGCGGGGGCAUUCCAAGGACUUGGCCAACUGCAGAAACUCGAUCUGACGUACAACCGGUUGACGACACUUCCCGCAGGGACGUUCCAAGACCUUGGUCAACUGCAGCGGGAGAUCUGGAUUCCUGGGGCCCUGGGGUGUGGGCAGGAUUGUGCUGGCACUGUGGACAAGAUCUCGUACCAGCGCGAUUGCCAAUAA
Messenger RNA from Cladocopium goreaui, 4227 nucleotides. The record is from the annotation of a GenBank genome assembly. Lineage: Eukaryota; Dinophyceae; Suessiales; Symbiodiniaceae.